GGAGCAGAAAUCCCACUUCCAAUUCGAUUUUAGGGGGAAAAUAAAAGAAAAGAAAAAAUCCCACCUAUACCGUUCGCCCCUACCGGGGCACCCUUUGCUUUCCCUGAUGUUCCCAAAACGCCUUCCGACAAUCAAACAAAUCCAAACGGCGAAUUCCGAAGCACACCACCUUUGACCCGUAGUCCAAGUCUUCCCUCUGUGGAAUAUCCCAUAAAUUUUGUUUAAACUGCCAUGAAAUCAUCUGAAAAGUAUGCUGUGACGUAUGCUUACACCUUCCAGACGUCAUCAGACGACGACGAGGACAUGACGGAGACCGUUACAGACAUGGCAGCAUCAGUGAGGGCGGUGGAGGAACUCCUGAAUUACAAGUUUAAGAACAAGAUGCUUCUAGAAGAAGCUCUGACUCAUUCUUCUUACACUGAUUCGGCAUCUUACCAGCGGCUUGAGUUCAUCGGCGAUGCCGCUCUUGGCUUAGCCGUCUCUAACUACGUGUUCCUGGCUUACCCGGACCUUGAUCCGGGCCAGCUCUCUCUUCUUCGGGCUGCCAAUAUUAGCACCGAGAAGUUAGCUCGUGUUGCCGUCAGACAUGGCCUUCAUAAAUAUGUUCGUCACAAUGCCGCUGCUCUUCACGAUAAAGUGAGAGAUUUUGCAACAGCGGUAGGGCAGGAGGAUGAAACAGAGGUACAUGGAGGGGCAAUUAAGGCUCCAAAGGUUCUUGCUGACAUAGUGGAGUCAGUGGCUGCAGCUGUAUAUGUAGAUUGCGGGUUUGAUCUGCAAGCGUUGUGGGUGAUAUUUAGGGGCUUAUUGGAGCCAAUUGUCACACUUGAUGUACUACAACAUCAGCCUCAACCAGUAACAUUGCUAUUCGAAUUGUGCCAGAAAGAUGGAAAGCAUGUCGAUAUAAGACAUUGGAGAAAAGGGGAAAAAAACAUUGCAAGUGUUUAUGUUGAUGGGCAAUUUGUUGCCUCAGCAUGUUCUGAUCAGAAAGAAAACGCAAAGCUUCAUGCAGCUAAGGCUGCUUUGCAGAAAUUAUCUUACAAAACUAGUGAAAAGAUUGGUAGAGACAUUAUAGGUGAAGUCAAUGGAUCUACCAAGAUUGAAAGUGCAAAACAAAAACUUCAUGAGCUCUGUGGAAGGAAAAGAUGGCCAAAACCAAGCUACAGAAUUGAAAAGGAGAUAGGUCCAGCUCAUGAUAGGCGAUUUAUAUGCUCUGUUCAAAUUGAGAUUGCUGAGGCUGUGCUUUUUGUGAUGGGAGAUGAAAAAUCAAGAGUGAAGAACGCAGAGAACUCUGCAGCUUCUCUGAUGCUACUAGGUCUGCAAGACUCUUGAGUACUAAUGAUGACCUAGGUGUAGAAUCAUGGAAAAUUGUAACCUGCUGUGUUGGUAGACAUUGUAGAAGCUGGAAAAGCAGAACGAUUUUCUUCAUUAGUUCUGUAUUAUUAGUUCAAUAAAUAUUGCAUUUUCUUUUACUUUUGAAUCGAUAAAUGAUCAUUGCUAUGGAUUAAGGUU
Messenger RNA from Coffea eugenioides, 1509 nucleotides. Its product is annotated as ribonuclease 3-like protein 2. Gene Ontology annotation, biological process: siRNA processing; rRNA processing. Gene Ontology annotation, cellular component: cytoplasm; nucleus. Gene Ontology annotation, molecular function: RNA binding; ribonuclease III activity. NCBI's taxonomy places the organism in Eukaryota, Viridiplantae, Streptophyta, Magnoliopsida, Gentianales, Rubiaceae. The transcript is spliced from 4 exons. The record is from RefSeq and is a predicted model, not a curated record. The coding region runs from base 232 to 1329 and encodes 365 amino acids.